AACCAUACAUGCAUCCGUUAAGUCAUAGAAAUCCACCACAGUAUGAUAAGAAUACAUCGAUACAGGUUAAUACAGGUUUAAUCAUUAAGUAAAUACUGACUCAGAUAAACACCUGCAGAGUUCCAAAUGAUAUUGCAGUGCAAUGUGACUGCAUGACCUAUAAAAGGCCCAUGAAGAAGUUGUUGAUACACUACAACAAUCUCGGUGCAGCCAUGAAGAAGGUUCAUCUCCUCUUUUUGCUUCUCGCCUCUGUCCUGGUUAAGGCCAAAGAUUUGCGCUGGGUGAAUUCUUACGAUGAGCGUUUUCAUUUUGCCUGUCCCACCGGCCAGUCCAUUUAUCACAUCAUUAGUCAACACAAGAAUGAACAUGAAGACCGGCUUUGGAAUUUUUCGUGCAAAUACACUUUGACAUCUGUCUCAGGCUGUUUAAAUUACUAUGAUGUGAAUGGUUUUGAUGACGAUCUAAACUUCCAGUGCCCUUAUCACAAAGUGAUUACAGAGAUUGGCAGUUAUCAUGACAAUCAUCAUGAGGACAGAAGAUGGUCUUUCACGUGCUGUGGAGGAGGUGGCUACUGCACUGGUAGCUGCUCUUGGACUAGUUAUCAGAACAAUUUUGAUGGUCCCCUGGAUUAUAUUGUUCCCUCAGGUUAUUACCUAGUUGGGGCCUCCAGCUACCAUGAGAACAAGCAUGAGGAUAGACGCUGGCAGUUUUUGAUCUGUUCUAGCGGCUGCUAGUGCCUUCCUUCAUUCUGAGAAAAUAAAGACUUUUAGCUAGUUCUGCAUUAAA
Messenger RNA from Alosa sapidissima (American shad), 786 nucleotides. RefSeq names its product hemagglutinin/amebocyte aggregation factor-like. Gene Ontology annotation, cellular component: extracellular matrix. Bases 153 to 734 code for a protein of 193 amino acids. NCBI's taxonomy places the organism in Eukaryota, Metazoa, Chordata, Actinopteri, Clupeiformes, Clupeidae. The transcript has 5 exons. The record is from RefSeq and is a predicted model, not a curated record. Gene Ontology annotation, biological process: collagen fibril organization. Gene Ontology annotation, molecular function: extracellular matrix structural constituent.